Molecule: messenger RNA, 603 nt
Organism: Rhinocladiella mackenziei CBS 650.93
Lineage: Eukaryota; Fungi; Ascomycota; Eurotiomycetes; Chaetothyriales; Herpotrichiellaceae
Exons: 1
Coding region: 1-603 (200 amino acids)
Biological process (GO): intracellular mRNA localization; ribosomal large subunit biogenesis
Cellular component (GO): nucleolus; preribosome, large subunit precursor
Molecular function (GO): mRNA binding
Source: RefSeq, a predicted model, not a curated record
AUGGCGCCCAGCUCAACCCAAAAUCCAAAGAAAAACCACAAUCCCAAAGCCCGUAAAUCUGCCACGGCAGGCCCGUCGACCUUGAAAGCCAAAACCGCUAAUCGACCCCCAGCCAAACAAGUCAAGACCAAACCGGGCACACAUCUUCUGACUUCAACGAAUUCCAAGCUCUCAAAACGGCGACAAAAGGUCUACACGGACAAAGAACUCAACUUACCAGCACUGAACAUGAUCACCCCGGUUGGCGUGCAGAAGGCGCCUCGUGGCAAGAAAAAGGGCAAGAUCUUCGUCGACGACCAAGAGAGUAUGAUGACGAUCCUGGCCAUGGUCAAUGCCGAGAAAGAGGGUCAGAUUGAGAGUAAAAUGAUCAAGGCAAGGCAGAUGGAGGAGAUCCGCGAGGCGAGAAGAAGGGAAGGAGAGAGGAAGAAGGAAAGCAAGAGGGAGGCACUGGAGAAAGUGAAGAGAGAUUUGAAGAAGGGGAAAAAGAAGGAUAGCAAUGAUGAAGAAGAGAUGGGAGAUGGUAUUGAGUUGAGGAACGGAGACGCGGAAAGCAAGAAGUCCAAGAUGAAGACGAAGACCACGAAGCGAGUGUCGUUUGCGUGA